Protopterus annectens (West African lungfish) is the source of this 2234-nucleotide messenger RNA. RefSeq names its product IK cytokine (gene IK). Bases 118 to 1782 code for a protein of 554 amino acids. Gene Ontology annotation, biological process: mRNA splicing, via spliceosome. The transcript has 20 exons. The record is from RefSeq and is a predicted model, not a curated record. Lineage: Eukaryota; Metazoa; Chordata; Ceratodontiformes; Protopteridae. Gene Ontology annotation, cellular component: nucleus.
UUCAUCUGUACUAUACCUAUACCGGAAACGGAUACGCAAUUGGCCUGUGUUGGCAGUGGUUAUGUUUAAGUUAUGCAAACUUUUCAGUAAAAAUAUUGAAAUUCAAAAAGAAGAGUUAUGCCUGAAAAAGAUCAUGAGUCCUUCUCCAACCCUCUGGCUCCUGAAGGCCAUGAAGUGGAAAGUCACCGUUCUGUGCAGCUCUCCAAGCUGACCAAUGAAGACUUCAGGAAGUUGUUGAUGACCCCACGGGCAGCACCUGUAACAGCUCCACCAACCAAAACUCGCCAUCAUGAAAUGCCUCGAGAGUACAAUGAGGAUGAUGACCCGGCUGCCCGAAGGAGGAAAAAGAAAAGUUACUAUGCCAAACUUCGUCAACAGGAAAUUGAACGUGAGAAGGAGCUGGCUGAGAAAUACAGAGACAGAGCAAGAGAAAGGAGAGAUGGAGUUAACAAGGAUUAUGAGGAAACAGAACUUAUCAGCACAACGGCCAAUUACCGAGCCGUGGGGCCCACAGCAGAAGCGGACAAAUCUGCAGCUGAGAAGAGGAGACAGCUGAUCCAGGAGUCCAAGUUCUUGGGUGGUGACAUGGAGCACACUCACUUGGUGAAAGGUCUGGAUUUUGCUCUGCUGCAAAAGGUGCGGGCUGAGAUUGCCAGCAAAGAGAAGGAAGAAGAAGAGACUAUGGAAAAACCACAGAAGGAAGUAAAGAAAGACGAAGAUCCAGAACACAAAAUUGAAUUUAAGACCCGUCUAGGUCGUAAUGUGUAUCGAAUGCUUUUCAGACCAAAGGUCACUGAACGUAAUGAGUUGUUUUUGCCAGGGCGCAUGGCAUAUGUGGUUGACCUGGAUGAUGACUAUGCAGAUACAGAUAUACCAACAACAUUGAUCCGUAGCAAAGCUGACUGUCCAACCAUGGAGGCUCAGACAACUCUAACCACAAAUGAUAUCGUAAUCAGCAAGUUAACCCAAAUUUUGUCAUACCUCCGUCAAGGGACACGCAACAAAAAGAUGAAGAAAAGAGACAGAGGCAAACUGGAUGAGAAGAGAGCUCCAGAGGCAGAUAUAAAUAUCUUUGAUGACAUUGGAGAUUAUGUACCAACUGCAAUGAAGAUGCAAAGGGAAAAAGACCGUGAGAAACAGCGUGAGAAGGAGAAAGAGCGUGAACGGGUAGAGAAAGAAAAGGAACAAGAAAAAGAGAGAGAGAGAGAGAAAGAAGAAGAAGAAGAGGAAGAAGCAAUAAGACACACAUACUUUGAAAAGCCAAAGGCUGAUGAUGAGCUUGCAGAGGCUAACCCAGCUGUAGGUCCUGGCUCAGCAAAGGAGCUGAUCAAAUCCAUCAAUGAGAAGUUUUCUGGUACUGCAGGAUGGCAGCCACCUGAGCUAUUAAAGAAGGGUGAUGAUAAGAAACAACUGGGCGACUUCUUUGGAAUGCCUAACAGCUAUGCCGAAUGUUAUCCUGCAACAAUGGAUGACAUGGCUGUAGAUAGUGAUGAAGAGGUAGACUACAGUAAAAUGGACCAGGGUAAUAAAAAAGGACCAUUAGGUAGAUGGGACUUUGACACACAGGAGGAGUACAGUGAAUACAUGAAUAACAAAGAGGCUUUGCCAAAAGCGGCUUUUCAGUAUGGUAUCAAAAUGUCAGAGGGACGAAAAACCCGCCGUUUUAAAGAAACAAAUGAGAAGGCAGAAUUGGACAGACAGUGGAAGAAGAUCAGUGCUAUCAUUGAAAAACGAAAAAGGCUUGAAACAGAUGGGCUCGAAGUGAAGAGACCAAAAUACUGAGGAUCUGGAGAACUAAUUGAAAACCAACUGCCUUUUUUUGUGGAAAACUACAGUCUGCUGUUCAGAAAUGCUACAGUUCAGUGGACAAACCUGGAAUGUUAGGCCUAAAAGAUGUAUGAUAUUUCUCCUCAAUAAUUUUAAUAGAAUAUGAGAUAUUACUCAGUUACAUGUGAGGAGUUUUUGCUUAGAUGAUUUCAUGGAUUUUUUUUAUUCUAGACUCCCUUAAUUGAUUAGUGUUAAUAUUUUAAUGUGCACUUAUUGUAUAUUUUUUACAUGCAGACUACGUGCAUAUUUUGUAAAUCUGUAAUGCUCUAAUUUGUUCAUUGACUGUAAAUGCUGGAUUGUUCUAAUACAGUCUUUCCGUAAAAUGCACUGUUUUCAGUGUGACAUUAGUGGCUGUUAAAAUAUUAAUGCAGCUUUUCUGAAGAAAAAGUAAAAUUACUAAUACCAUA